GUUGAAGGUUUUGUUGGUAUGGAUGUCACCAGAUUCUUACCACUCGCAACAUCAUGAGCACUUCCUUUCCACAGUCACAAUCGCAAUCCAGCACCCCCUCACUAUCUCAAACUCAAUGGCCAGCCUCCCCAAACUACCCCUCCUCUCGACAUUCGACUCCACCGUACUAUGCAUCAUCGGCACCGGCCCCGGCCCCGACCAACCCAGCAAUCAAACAAACGUCAAAAUCUCCAUACCCCGCAUCAUCUCUUAGGGCUCUCUGUAUAUGAUUUAACGCCGGAUCCUCGUUCUAGCAACAGACAUGACAAUCCCAUCUUCAAUCCCCUCUCCCUCCUUCCCUGGCGCCCCGUCCCGUCCACCAUUCGUCAUACCCUUCAUUCCAUCGCGUCGUCCCGUCGUCCAGAUUACUUAUAUCCAAAACAAUUUGUUCAAAGUCAAUUCAAAGAGCCCACCCGCCACUCAGGAGGCAGAUCCAGUACCAGCCUUGCUUCUAUCUUUCAUUAUAAUGUUCAAGUGGAGAUCCGUCCUAGCAGCUGCUACGUACUUCUCUCAACGAAGCAGUGCUCGGUGUUCCGGGAUAAAUCUGGACGAGUAACUGUAUUCAUCAUAAAGUACUUUUAUUUGUUUGACUGCUUCUGGAGAUAUAGUACUAUCUGACCUUACUCCCACGGAAGGUUAUCGCUAUGUCCAGACAACGAAAGAAAGAGCC
Molecule: messenger RNA, 709 nt
Organism: Aspergillus ibericus CBS 121593
Lineage: Eukaryota; Fungi; Ascomycota; Eurotiomycetes; Eurotiales; Aspergillaceae
Exons: 1
Coding region: 169-657 (162 amino acids)
Source: RefSeq, a predicted model, not a curated record